This is a messenger RNA of Delphinapterus leucas (beluga whale), 1272 nucleotides long. Its product is annotated as trace amine-associated receptor 9-like. The record is from RefSeq and is a predicted model, not a curated record. Gene Ontology annotation, biological process: G protein-coupled receptor signaling pathway. Gene Ontology annotation, molecular function: trace-amine receptor activity. Gene Ontology annotation, cellular component: membrane. Lineage: Eukaryota; Metazoa; Chordata; Mammalia; Artiodactyla; Monodontidae.
GUAAAAUUCAACAUUGUCAGACGUAAGAGACUGGGAAUACGAGAAAGAAUGAUACUACACAGUGCUGACCAGGUAGAAGCUUUUGAAAUUGCCAUCUCCUUCUUGUUUUAAAUGGCUGAAAUAGGGAAGUUGAGAACCUUGAAAUCAUUCAAACAAGAAGGCAAUGGUGAACAAUUUCUCCCAAGCUGAAGCUGUGAAACUCUGCUACAAGAACGUGAACAGGUCCUAUCUUAAGACUCCUUACUCACCAGGUCCUCGGGCAAUUCUGUGUGCAGUCCUCAGUUUUGGGGCCCUGCUGGCUGUGUUUGGAAACUUACUGGUCAUUACUGCUAUUCUUCACUUCAAACAGCUGCACACAUCUACAAAGUUUCUGAUCGCAUCCCUGGCCUGUGCGGACUUCUUGGUGGGAGUGACUGUGAUGCCCUUUAGCACAGUGAGGUCUCUGGAGAGCUGCUGGUACUUUGGGGAGAGUUACUGUAAAUUUCAUACAUGUUUUGAUAAUUCCUUCUGUUUUGCUUCUUUAUUUCACUUAUGCUGUAUCUCUGUUGACAGAUAUAUUGUUACUGAUCCUCUGACCUACCCAACCAAGUUUACUGACUUGGUUUCAGGAAUAUGCAUUGUUCUCUCUUGGUUCUUUUCUGUCACAUAUAGUUUUUCUAUCUUUCACACAGGGGUCAAUGAGGAAGGAGUUGAGGACCUAGUAGUUGCUCUCACCUGUGUAGGAGGCUGUCCGGCUUCAAUGAAUCAAAAUUGGGUUCUAAUUUAUUUUCUUCUAUUCUUUAUACCCACUGUUGCCAUGGUGUUGUUUAUAUACGGUAAGGUAUUUUUGGUGGCUAAAUAUCAGGCCAGGAAGAUGGAAAGUACAGCCAGCCAAGUUCAGUCCUCCUCAGAGAGUUAUAAGGAAAGAGUGGAAAAGAGAGAGAGAAAAGCUGCUGAAACAUUGGGUAUUGCUAUGGCAGCUUUUCUGGUCUCUUGGCUUCCAUACAUUAUUGACGCUAUAAUUGACGCUCAUAUGAAUUUUAUAACUCCUCCUUAUGUUUAUGAGAUUUUAGUGUGGUGUGUUUAUUAUAAUUCAGCUAUGAACCCCUUGAUAUACGCUUUCUUUUAUCCAUGGUUUCAGAAGGCAAUAAAACUUAUUGCAAGUGGCAAAGUCUUAAGAAGUGAUUCAUCCACAAUUAAUUUACUCUCUGAGGAAACAGAUGUAUAUUGUUAAGAUUACUGCAGGGACUUUAAAACUAAUGCGGGGGCUUCCCUGGUGCCGCAGUGGUUGAG